Messenger RNA from Lactuca sativa (garden lettuce), 830 nucleotides. Its product is annotated as Ribosomal protein L17 family protein. Gene Ontology annotation, molecular function: structural constituent of ribosome. NCBI's taxonomy places the organism in Eukaryota, Viridiplantae, Streptophyta, Magnoliopsida, Asterales, Asteraceae. The record is from RefSeq and is a predicted model, not a curated record. Gene Ontology annotation, cellular component: ribosome; cytosolic large ribosomal subunit. Gene Ontology annotation, biological process: translation.
CUUCACCAUCACCAACAAAUUCAUAGCUACAAUUGCAGAGUGAACGCCCCCUCCUCGGGCCAUAAUCGAAGCAAAAAGAUGGCCAGCGCCACAACUACAUGGAGCAUGUCGUCUCUGAAAUCUUCCCUCCCUUCGAUUUCUUGUUCGAUUUCUUCAAAUCCCCAUUCUUCAGUUCGCUGUUCAUUUCGGCCACCAACGUUUACGCGGUCUAAACCUAAUUCGAAGCCUGUUUUUGGAUCUUUCCUUGGACUCGCCCCUCUUCAUCCACUUCUGAAUCUCACUUCUUCAGGAAACAAUGGUUUUGAGCAUAACUUCACCAUUAUUGACAAUGGUGGCCGUGUGUCUGCCAUGAGACAUGGAAGGCGGGUCCCGAAGCUGAAUCGGCCACCUGACCAACGCAAAGCACUCCUUCGUGGCCUAACCACUCAACUUCUAAAGCACGGGCGGAUCAAAACCACAAGGGCAAGGGCCAGUGCUGUGAGAAAGUAUGUGGACAAGAUGAUCACUUUGGCUAAAGAAGGUUCACUUCAUAAAAGAAGACAAGCUCUUGGCUUUAUCUAUGAAAAGCAAAUCGUGCAUGCGUUGUUUGCAGAGGUCCCUGAAAGGUAUGGUGAAAGAAAUGGAGGGUAUACAAGAAUUAUAAGAACUUUGCCUAGGAGAGGGGAUAAUGCACCAAUGGCAUAUAUUGAGCUUGUUUAGGUUAUGUGAUUCUGUUAUCUUUAUUGUUAUUGUUACUGUUACUGUUUAGACUCUUUUUGAACUUCUAUCGGUGUAUAAUAUGAUUUUGAAUGUGUUCUAAGGGUGGUUAUGCUCAAUGCACUUAUCAUUUU